This is a messenger RNA of Lates calcarifer (barramundi perch), 2610 nucleotides long. Its product is annotated as claudin-3. The transcript is spliced from 2 exons. Gene Ontology annotation, cellular component: bicellular tight junction; plasma membrane. Lineage: Eukaryota; Metazoa; Chordata; Actinopteri; Centropomidae. Gene Ontology annotation, biological process: bicellular tight junction assembly; cell adhesion. The record is from RefSeq and is a predicted model, not a curated record. Gene Ontology annotation, molecular function: structural molecule activity. The coding region runs from base 288 to 1430 and encodes 380 amino acids.
CAGCAGAGAGUUUGUGGAGGAAGCGCGACGUGACAAAUCAACAUUUCGCUGGAUUCAGGAGCAGGUGCAGUAGAUUCAACCUGAGAAAGAGGCACACCUGCUUGAAAGAAGGGUCGACAAAGAGCAGCUCGAAGGGCAAAAUCAAGAAGAUAUUUGCUGAAAAAUCAAAGGGGGAAAGAGACACAAGGGAAACUGAGAAAGAGAAAAUUCAAUAAAGAGGAACUGAGAGGAGGGAAAGGACAAAUAGGAUUUUUUAUCAACGCAGGAGACGUCUGUCUGGGUGUAAAAUGGUGUCUUUUGGACUUGAAGUGGUCGGUGUCACUCUGUCAGUGCUCGGCUUGGUCCUGAGUGUGAUCAGCUGUGCUCUGCCAAUGUGGAGGGUCUCUGCCUUCAUUGGUGCCAACAUCGUCACAGCUCAGGUGUACUGGGAGGGCCUGUGGAUGAGCUGUGUGUUCCAGAGCACGGGGCAGAUGCAGUGCAAGGUCUACGACUCCAUGCUGGCCUUACCUCAGGACCUGCAGGCAGCCAGGGCGCUCACCAUCGUCUCCAUCAUCGUGAGCGUGGUGGCUCUCCUCAUCUCCAUGGUGGGAGCAAAGUGCACCAACUGCAUCGAGGACGAGGCCGUCAAAGCCAGGGUGAUGGCCUCCUCUGGAGGGGCGUUCAUCGUGGCGGCUCUGGCCCAGCUUGUACCUGUUUCCUGGUCAGCACACACCAUCGUCAUUGAGUUCUACAGUCCACUCAUCCCCUCUGGACAGAAGAUGGAGAUCGGGGCAGCUCUCAUGUCGAUGGGCAUGGAGAUUGUGGGCAUUGCCCUUGGAGUCAUAGGAUUUAUCCUAGCAAUAGUGACAUGUGCCCUGCCAAUGUGGAGGGUGUCGGCCUUCGUCGGAGCCAACAUCAUCACUGCUCAGACCAUCUGGGAGGGUUUGUGGAUGAACUGUGUCACCCAGAGCACGGGCCAGAUGCAGUGCAAGGUCUACGACUCGCUGCUGGCCUUGCCUCAGGAGCUGCAGGCUUCCAGAGCCAUGACCAUCAUCUCCAUCAUCCUUGGGAUCCUUGGGGUCAUGAUCUCCAUCGUCGGCGCCAAGUGUACAAACUGCAUCGAAGACGAAGCGUCCAAGGCCAAAGUGAUGAUCAUCUCUGGGAUCUUCUUCAUCCUCGCCGGCCUUUUGGUCCUCAUCCCCGUGUCCUGGACCGCCAGCGUCAUCAUCAGGGAUUUCUACAGCCCUCUCCUGAUCAGCUCACAGAGGAGGGAGCUCGGGGCAUCCCUCUACAUUGGCUGGGGAACGGCUGCCCUGCUCCUGAUCGGCGGGGCGAUGCUGUGCAGCAGCUGCCCACCAAAAGAGAAGAAGUACAAGCCACCCCGGAUGGCGUACAGCGCCCCACGCAGCACCAGUGCAGGCGGAGGGUACGACAGGAAAGACUAUGUUUGAACAGCUGCUGAAGCGUCUGACAGAUUGAUUUGCAAAGUAGGAUACAAUGAAAAUGUAUGUUGCACAUGAGUAUUUUUGUGCGCGUGUGUGUGUUGGUUUUUGCUGUCUGAAACCACAGGGUGAAUCCCACAAAAAGACUCCGACAUGAAGAUGUAUAUAUAAAUAUUGAUCUUUCUGCUUUGCUUUUGGCUGACAUGUUUAUUUAGAUGGUUUUAAUCCAGCAGGUGUGGUUUUUAUUUUCAGCCUAUGAACAGGAGAGCCUGUUUUAAAGUAAAUCCUGACUUAGUUCUUUGGAAAUUUUCAUCUGCGUCCCUCUAAGCACAUCCUGUAUUUAUACCCAAACCUCUGUGGCAUUAUGUGAAUUUUAAAAACUACCUUUGUGUCUGUGGCUUGCUCAUUAACUGGCCGGUGUUGUGUUUCACUGAAACUCUUGGUUAAAAUGCUGUGUCUCACUUGACAGACAAUGAUGAGGAAGAGCCAGCUCUCAUUUUACAUGGAUUUGGUUGUGUGAUUGUUCAGAGUGUGAGUGUGUGUGUGGACAGCAGUGUGUGUAUGUGUGUGUUUUGCAUGUAAUAUUUGCUUAGGAGAGUUUCUGCUGACACUGAAACUAAAGAUGGAUCCAUGAUAAGGCCCCAGGUAACAACUUUAUCUUCUGCCUCACAAUUGUUGUCUUAGGACACAAAGACAGUUUCAGUUGGCGUGCAAGACCAUUUAGGUGUCCAUAUGUGUGUGUUUGAAUUUGCAUUGUAUUUUAGCAUCAUAUUAUUCCACUGUGUGUUUCUGUGUCAGAUAGAUUUCUAUUGUCAUGUCAUAAUUAAUAAAACAUAAACAUUUUUGUAUAUUUUACGCAACGGCCUGUACAGUCCUCUGUUUGUCAAACAAAGAACCAAAGGAUGUCCUUUAAGUCUAUGUGUGUGCGUGUGUGUGUGUGUGCGGGAUACCCUGAGGGAACAUGCCUACAGCUGUUGUAGGAUGUGUGUUUCCUGAUCAGCAGGAUGUAUUCUGUGCACUUCAAGGAAAUAUUUCUUUAUCUCCACCUCUUGUGUGGAGAUAUGUGUGGAGAAAAAAUGUUUUUUUUUUUUUGUUUGUUUCUGUUUUUUACUUGUUCCAAGAGAAAUUAAAUGUUUUUGUAGUUGUGCUUAAAUUCUAAAUAUGUUGAAAAUUUCAAUAAAAGCUAUGA